Molecule: messenger RNA, 3313 nt
Organism: Cavia porcellus (domestic guinea pig)
Lineage: Eukaryota; Metazoa; Chordata; Mammalia; Rodentia; Caviidae
Product: ADP-ribosyl cyclase/cyclic ADP-ribose hydrolase 2-like
Exons: 2
Coding region: 51-404 (117 amino acids)
Biological process (GO): positive regulation of B cell proliferation
Cellular component (GO): plasma membrane
Molecular function (GO): phosphorus-oxygen lyase activity; NAD+ nucleosidase activity
Source: RefSeq, a predicted model, not a curated record
CCGCGCCACGGAGGAAGUGGGCGGCGUCCGCAAGUACCGAAGUCUGCUCCAUGGCGGUGGCGUGGGAAUGCGCGGCCGCAGGGCUGCGGCUGCUCGCGCUGCUGUCGCUGCUGUCUCUGGAGCUGGCGGCGGGCGCCCGGUGGAGCGGGGAGGGUACCAGCCCGCAGCUGCGGAGCAUCUUCCUGGGCCGCUGCGCCGAGUACAUCAUGCUGCUGAGCCCGCAGUUGGGGGACAGGAACUGCACAGCCAUCUGGGAAGCCUUUAAAGUGGUGCUGGACAAAGAUCCCUGUUCUGUGCUCCCCUCGGACUAUGACCUUUUCAUUAACCUGUCUAGGCACUCCAUUCCCAGAGACAAGGUAAUCACAGCCAUCUCAGAUAAAUCACUGCCCUCUUUCUUUAUCUGACAGAGGGUGCACAGGCAAGGAGUGGGGUCAGCUGCCCCCAGCAGCCUGCAGAGCUGAAGAAACACCAGGUGAUACACUGGGAUAUGGCAUGGUACUAUACUUGCUGGUGCCGAGGCAGUUUUGUUUCUAGCAGAGAUUCUGGGUCUGCUGGCCACCUGUGGACCAAAAGUGCUUUCCUGAGUCAGCAAGCCAGGACAGGAAUCUCCACAAGGACUUCGGGAUCUAGCCAGAACUCUCACACCGGGCUCCACAUCUGGCCAGUUCUGAAUGACCUCUAUCCUAACUGGCCCUGGAGCCCAAGCUCUAAUGAUUCACAAAACCCUUGCUGUCGGUCUCUCAGGAGACAUUGCUUCUGCAAGUGGUCCUCGCUAUUGUGUUUAUUCAGUCCUAGUUUCUCUAAGAAAACCACAGGUCUCUAGUCUAUCUGGGCUCUCAGGUUUAAUAAAUAAAAAUAAAUGAGGAGAUCUACGUAAAAUGCUUGCUUAGAAUCAUACCUUGGCUCUGAAGACAGAUACCAUUUUUUAUUUCUCUAACACAAUCAGUCUUAACCUGAUUUUUCCAUUGUGUGUUAGGUAUCAAGGCAAAUAAAUGGAGCUGUGGAGCGUAGAGUGAAAUAGAUCAUAAACAUGGUUUUGAGAGAUCCAUUUAUAUUUUGAACCUCAGUGCCUCCCUUUUGGUAAAAGAUUCGGGAAGCAUCAUGUUUGCUUUCCUCUCUGGGAGAUUUUGUAGGCUUACUGAUUAGCUCAGUAAAUACUCCCUGGCUGUUUCUGUGUGCCAGGGAUUGUGCUAAGGGGUAAGGAUGUAACAGUGAAAACCAGCUUCUCCUUGAAGACUGUCCAGUCUGCAUGGAGCCCAAUGACUAGGUAGAUCCAAUGACUAGGUGUCAGGUGAUCCAGUGGGCAGGGAAUGCUUGGCUCUGAAGACAGAUACCAUUUUUUAUUUCUCUAACACAAUCAGUCUUAACCUGAUUUUUCCAUUGUGUGUUAGGUAUCAAGGCAAAUAAAUGGAGCUGUGGAGCGUAGAGUGAAAUAGAUCAUAAACCGCAGCAAGAGUAGUUCUAAGAGAAAGCUUCUAGCAAUAAGUAUCAUAUUAACAAUUCAAAAGUCACACACACACCUUUUCUCACAUAUCAUCACCAAGGAAUAAAACCUGAUCUGUCACUGCCACAGAGUUAAAGAGCUCAAAAAAUAAAUAAAUGAAUAAAAAAAAGAAAAUUAGCACCUUCGGGAAAUAAAACAAUAUUAUGCUAGCAGAAGGAAGGACAUGAAAAAAUGAGACCAGAAACAGAGAACAGAAAAAUCAGCAAAUCUUCAGUUAUAUUAAAAAUAAGAUUCAAAUAUAUAAAAUGAGAAAAUAGACACCACCACAGCAGGCAUCUUGGAAACAAAAAGGAUUACAAAAUAAAUUGGGACACACACGUGUAAAUACCACACUGUUUCUCUGAUGUGAGAAACUGAAAAUGUAAAUAAGAACCAAAAUGUGUAACAAAUAUUGUGAAAUACAAAGAAAAUGUUCAAGGGGGAGAACAAAGGAAGAGGCAGAGGGGAAAGGAAGGAAAUAAAAGAAUGGAAGAAAAAAAUGGAAAUAAGGAUUUUGUAAAUAGAGGAAAAAUAAGUUAUAUCAUGUAUAGGCACAAAUUUCCAUAAUAAAUAUGAUCAUUAUGUGUAUCUAAAAUGUAGAAAUAUCUGAUUAGAAGGAAAAAAGGAUCACAAGAGACCAUAUCAAUAAUUAUGUGGUAACAAACUUGAAAACCUAAUGGAAAGUGAUAAAGUUCUAAGAAAAUACAACCCACCAAGGUUGAAUCAGGAAGAAAUAGACAAUCUGAGCCAAUCAAUAGUAAAUAUUAAUACAAAAGGAGUAAUUUUCAAAAGCCCACUAAGGAAAAGCCCAAGAAUAUAGGAGAUGGCUUUCAGUUGAUUACUACAAAUCCUUCAAAGAAUACAAUACUUGUCACACUCUCCCAAAAAUUAAGGCUAGGGCAUGUAUUUCCUAACACAUUUUGCAAGUCCAUCUUCACUCUGAUUCCUCAAAGAUACCACAAAAAGUAUAGGCCAAACAUCUGUGAUGAACAGUGAUGCAAAACUCCUAGGUAAAAUAUUCAGAAAUCAAAUGAAACAACACAUCAAAACAAAAUAUCAUAAGUAAAUAGAAUUUAUCUUUGGCCUGCAAAGGUAGCUGAACCCAAGUAAAUCAAUCAAUGUAUUAAUACGAAAAAAAAAAAAAAAGCACAGGAUCAUAUCAACAGGUGCAGAGAAAAUACUCAAAGUUUAGUAUCCUUUCUUGGUAAGAACUGUAACAGUCUAGAUACAGAAAGUAGGGCCAGGGAUUUAGCUCAGUGGUAUAAGUGCCUCCCUGGCAAGUGUGAGGUGAUGAGUUUGAUCCCCAGUACCAAAAAAAAAAAAAAAAAAAAAAAAAGACAAAUACAGAAGGCAAGUUUCUUGGUACAGUAAAGUACAUUUAUGGUAUUCCUUUGACUAAUGUCAGAAUCAAUGCUAAAUGAAAUAAGCCAGGUUGAUAUGUACAAUCUUUAAAAAUAAACCAAUAUGUAGAGGUAAAGAAUAAAACAGUGGUUACUAGUGAGGAAGAAACAGAUGUGGAUUAAAUGAUAUAAAGUAAGACAUAUACAAUGGGAACAAAUCAUAAGAGCUAAAGCUCAAAAUGAAUACUAUAGUUAAUUAUAGUGUACUGCAGUCAAGAAUUUUGCUAAGCAAACGUGUACCUCAUGGCUAUGCCAUGAGACAGAAAAAGAGGUAACUGUGUAAGGUGGAAUGUUAAUUUCUUUCACUACAAUAACUAUGUAUGUACCCUAUAACAUCAUGUUGUAUAUCUUAAAUAUGUGUAUACAAAAAAUGUUUUAAAAAUAUUUUAAAUAAGAUUGACAAUUAAACUAUGAAUGCAAUUAAAUAAAA